Messenger RNA from Acipenser ruthenus (sterlet), 2502 nucleotides. It is a transcript of the gene slc5a10, whose product is annotated as solute carrier family 5 member 10. Gene Ontology annotation, cellular component: plasma membrane. Gene Ontology annotation, molecular function: D-glucose:sodium symporter activity. NCBI's taxonomy places the organism in Eukaryota, Metazoa, Chordata, Actinopteri, Acipenseriformes, Acipenseridae. Bases 8 to 1933 code for a protein of 641 amino acids. Gene Ontology annotation, biological process: transmembrane transport. The transcript is spliced from 15 exons. The record is from RefSeq and is a predicted model, not a curated record.
AGGAGCAAUGGACACCAAUUCAACAACACCCUAUUUUGCCUCUUCUCGAAACUUCAGUGUCUCUGAUAUCAUUGUGAUUGUGGCUUAUUUUGUGCUGAAUGUGGCGGUUGGAAUAUGGUCCUCUUGCAGGGUGAGUCGUAACACUCUGAGUGGCUACUUCCUGGCUGGCAGAGACAUGGCGUGGUGGCCGAUCGGGGCAUCUCUGUUUGCCAGCAGUGAGGGCUCAGGCCUCUUUAUCGGAUUGGCUGGCACUGGGGCAGCAAGUGGGAUUGCAGUGGCCGGGUUUGAGUGGAACGCUACCUAUGUUCUUUUGGCCCUGGCCUGGGUGUUUGUCCCCGUGUACAUAUCCUCUGGGAUAGUGACCAUGCCUGAAUACCUUGGGAGGCGCUUUGGAGGCGAGAGAAUCCGAAUGUACCUAUCUGCCCUGUCACUGCUGCUCUCUGUCUUCACCAAGAUAUCGACAGACCUAUACUCUGGAGCCUUGUUCGUCCAGGUGUGCCUUGGGUGGAAUCUCUAUGUGUCCACUGUUCUUAUGCUGGUGGUGACCGCUCUCUACACUAUAGCAGGUGGUCUGGCCGCAGUCAUUUACACUGACACUCUGCAGACCUUCAUCAUGAUCAUUGGAGCCAUCAUUCUCACCAUUACAGCGUUUAACAAAAUCGAUGGCUAUCAAAAUCUGGAGAAAGUCUACUUGAAUGCAAUACCGGCAAAGAUCAUCCCGAACACAACAUGCCACCUGCCGCGAGCCGACGCCAUGCAUCUGUUCAGAGACCCGGUGGCAGGCGACCUUCCCUGGACUGGCAUGACCUUUGGCCUCACCAUCCUUGCAACAUGGUAUUGGUGCACCGACCAGGUCAUUGUGCAAAGGUCCCUAUCAGCCAAGAACCUGAGUCACGCGAAAGGUGGAUCUAUUCUGGCCAGUUAUCUCAAGAUGCUACCCAUGAUCUUAAUAAUCCUGCCAGGGAUGAUAAGCCGAGCACUCUAUCCAGAUUCGGUUGCCUGUGUUGAUCCUGAGGAGUGUGUCAAGGUGUGCGGUGCAGAAGUGGGAUGCUCCAACAUUGCUUUCCCAAAGUUGGUUAUUGAACUCAUGCCUAGUGGCCUACGUGGUCUCAUGAUCGCUGUGAUGAUGGCGGCCCUCAUGUCCUCCCUCACGUCCAUCUUUAACAGCAGCAGCACGCUCUUCACCAUUGACAUCUGGAAGAAGUACCGCAAGAACGCCAGCGAGCGGGAGCUGUUGCUCGUCGGGAGGAUAGUCACAGUGAUCCUGAUUGUUGUCAGUGUGGUGUGGAUCCCAAUCUUGCAGUCCGCCAACAGCGGCCAGCUCUUUGUCUAUAUCCAGUCUGUGACCAGCUACCUCGCCCCUCCUGUCACUGCAGUGUUUGUUCUUGCUAUUUUCUGGAAGAGAACGAACGAAUCAGGUGCAUUCUGGGGGCUGAUGGUGGGGCUGGUGAUCGGACUGACCCGGAUGAUCUUGGAGUUCAUCUACCCUCCUCCACGGUGUGGCGUGUUUGACCCACGGCCAUCUGUCCUGAGGAGUGUCCACUACCUCCACUUUGCUAUCAUCCUCUGUGCACUGACCGCAGGUGUUGUCGUGGUGGUCAGUCUGCUGACAGAGCCUCCCACUUCAGCACAGAUGAAAAACCUAACUUGGUGGACCCUGUCUGUAGAGAAAGCCACUCCUGAAAUCCAACUGCAGAAAAUAUCACCGGCAAACGUACCAUCGGAGCGAAGGAAAAACAGUUUAGAACCAGAAGCCCAGGAUCAGUGUUCCUUGACCAGCCUCUUCUGCAACACUCAGCCCCAACCCGAAGAAACUCCUAAACCCAGACCCGUCCACAGCACCUACGAGAACCCGUUCUGGUCGCGGUUCUGCUGCGUCAAUGCUAUCAUACUCAUGUGCAUUAACAUUUUUUUGUAUGCGUAUUUUGCAUAGCAUUGCAUGUUUUUUUUUGGAGUGUCUUACAGUUUUACAAAUUGUUCAAUAGAAAAAAUGUCCAGAUUCCAGAAGGGUGAAAAACCACAGAUUAAAGAUUGUUCAAGAAAUACAGGUGUUUUACCAAAAAUUUUACAGAAACUACAGGAACGCCAUCAUUUUGAGUUUACGCAACAUGCUGUAAUGCCAUUGUUUAAUAUGUUUUGUUUAACCCCUUAUAUACACUGGAAUUUUUAGGAAAUAAAUAAAAUGUAUGACACAAAUAAAUACAAUCAUAUAUGUUUAUCAUUUACACAUUUUAUAGUUUAUUGCCUACACAGUAAAAUGAAUAAAGCAAGUAAAGUAAAACUAAGGGUUUUAAGUGGGAAAUUAGUCUGCCUAAGCUUAGCUUUAGCUCAGAUCUCAUCUCUACUCUACUUUGCUAAUGAGUGCUCUAGUGCAAAAUGAGAAACAGCAUGGAUACCCACCAGGGACAUUAACAUUUUGAGUUAUUUGUUUCUAGUUUUCAAACAUUAACAGAUGACUGGUACAUAGAUUGCUCUGGAAUAAACCCUUUGUACAAUAAUUCA